Toxotes jaculatrix (banded archerfish) is the source of this 2661-nucleotide messenger RNA. RefSeq lists its product as uncharacterized. The coding region runs from base 223 to 2496 and encodes 757 amino acids. The record is from RefSeq and is a predicted model, not a curated record. NCBI's taxonomy places the organism in Eukaryota, Metazoa, Chordata, Actinopteri, Toxotidae. The transcript is spliced from 13 exons.
UAUAAACAACACGUAUGCUAGUACAAUAGUUAGUGUUAGCAAAAUAACACAUCGCGCACUGCUAACUUGCACCUUAAUUCCCAAAGGCGUUGCCAUUGUAAAGUUUGUCAUUAACGUAUGAACAUGGUAACGUUCGCUAGCUAGUUAAACGUUUUCCAAGCUACUAGCAGGUUACUCAGAGAGGGCAGCGUUAACGCUGUUUCAGACGGAAAACAUCCAACAAUGAACAAAUUUGAAACGCCUUACGACGACGAGGCUGGAUUUAUUGAAUGCACGAGCUGUGAAAAAUCCAUAAGAGGAGAAACCUUGUACAAGAUACACCUGACCACAACAGGACACAUAAAGAAAGAGGAUGCCCUUGUUGCUGCGGGGCUUGCAGUCAGACAACACAUCGUACCGGAAUUUAAGGACAUUUUACAGUAUCUGGAUUACUUGAAGCUCGAUGAGCCCAUCAUUGGUUUAAACUUUUUGGAUGAAGUGCCUUGUAAUGACCAACAAGCAGGACCCAGAUACUUAUGCAGGCUAUGUCAUCAGAGCGCAAACCUAUCAGAAAUGGUCCACCAUGUGAUUGGACGUAAACACAGGCAGAAAUACGUGGAACUGAAAAGGCCAGACUUGGUGACCUGGGAUAAACAAUCCAUAAUAACCCAAGGAGGAAAGAUCAUACGAGCCAGAGCAGAAAUAAUAGAGAGACAAGAUGGACGAGGAAAACCAGUGCCAAUGCUGAAAAGAGGAGUUGAAGGCAAGCUCAACAUCUCAAGAGUUCACCCAAGGCAGAAACAAAAUAGGGAUCGAAAUUUGACCCGAGACGUCCCAUCACAUGUAAUGGAAGUCAAGGACUAUCAGGAUGAGUACUCUCACCGACAGAGGUCUUCCCCAGUUUACCCAAAUACACCCCAGUUCCACCCAGAUGAACCAUACAUGAACAGAAACAGACAGAUGUACCAACCGGAGGACAGUCUCAGCCGUGACCACAUGGAAAAGGAGCUGUGCAGGGCAAAUUACCGGGAAAAUGAUAUGUAUAGACGUAGGGAUUAUGAAGAGGAAUAUGUUGAAAAUCCACAGGCAAGAACUACACUUGAGCCGGGUAGCAUCACCAGGUAUGAUCCUAGGGAGGAGAUGCCGAUGCGCCGUGACCAGACUUUGCGUGUAGAGUAUUACCCAGAGGAGGCUCCUCUUCACAGAAGGCCCUACCCGGAAAGAGAUCCUCUGAAAGAGUUCUACUGCGAGGAAGUGAGGCGAGGGCGAGUUCAUUCUGCUGAGUAUAAGCCCUCACAGCCGGCGUACCCAGAAGAUGAAGACCAGUGGUCUCUGGACAGGAAGUCUGGCAGACAUGACAGUGUGAAUAGAGCAAGUAGGCCCGGAUCAAGUGAACCAGAGGCCAAGAGGAGGAGCUUUCCCACACCCACAGAGAAUGAACAAUCGCAUGAUCAUUUGUUUAAUAUUAUUAGAAACUGUCAGCACAAAAUGAGAGAACUACAUCAAGAGAUAACAGUUUCUAACCCUGGACCAAGCAGAACUGGACCCCCUCCUUCCCAGAGACGAGUGGAAGUCACUAGGACCUUGUCUGGCAUCCCAGAGCCAUUCAGGUGCUUUUUGACAGGGGCCGCCAAUGAUCAGGGACAUAGUAAGAGAAAAAGAAAAAGUCGCUUCUCUGAUGCCACUGAUGAGGAGGUGGACAUGAUAAAGGAGAUAUUCGAAGAUAAACAUGUCCCUCCCGAUCCAAAGUUUGGCGGUUGUCCCAGACCAGUUAGUGUACCACUGAGACCUGAAAUCCACAGAACACAACAUCCCACAGAAUCACAGAGCCCACAUCAUACAGAAAGCUACCAAAGAGGAGGCUCUGUGUCAGAAGGUGUCUUUGAUAUGCUGAAAAACAUUGAAAUUGAGAAUGCAGAGGAAGCUGACUUCCUGAAGAACAAACUUUGUAGCCUUCUUAAAGAAUUCAAGUCCAAAAAAUCAGAGAAAACGGUGCAGAACAACCAAAGUCGAGGAGUCCUCAACAACUCUGACUUCAACAGCUUAAGGCCGGUCCCGCAGCUGUCUCCACAACACCAUUAUGAGAGAACCCUCUUAGGAGACUCAGACCUUAGACCACCACAGGACUUCAGUUUCAAAGAUGAUCACAGACGACAAGACUGGAAGCAGUAUGAGUAUAUACCGGAUGAACGACUCCAGAAAUACCACCAUCCUGUACGCAGUGAAUCUGGACACAUGAAUAGAAGGCGUUAUGAAGAUUGUGAAGAGACUUUUAGGAGUUCCAAAAUGUCUUCCACAUCACAUGCUAACCGAGAUGAGCCAGUACAUUAUCCUGAACGGUUUCAACAACCCAUGCAUCCUUGUGACUACCGACCUGCUGCUGAGGAGUAUUUUGGCUCCCACUCCUCUUCACCUCCCCUACACAUGGAACAAGAAAUCAGGAUGCACAGGGGCUCUCGGUACUCCAAGAACUUGGACAAAAUAACCUCCAUCCUGGAACUUGUGGCAAGGAAAUAAUGUUCUGUAAACUAAAUAUCCACAGUUUUGAAUUUAAUACUUUGCUGUGAAAACAUGAUUUGAUGUUAAAUGUUUUUUAGGUUGUUUGCUUUCGACCUUUAUGAAGAAUUAGAAUUAAAAUGUUUCCAAGUCUGAGUUUUUGUAAACAUUAAAACAUUAUUCUAC